AGGCCUGCUACUUGUCAAAUUUGGUUCCUAUCUUUUGCUUACCAAUAAUCGGUUUUAGAUUUGUAUUUACCUUGUAACUUUUGACAUUUUGGUGGAAUUACUGAAAAAUCAUCUAAAUAAGAAUACAGAGGGAAAAUGAACCUAUUAAGAAAACCAAGGCAAAGUCACCCUGUUCUGUAUGGGAGAUCCAUGUCGGCACCCAUUGGAGAGGAACACAAGGAAGACACGGAUGGAUUACGUAAUUAUAGAUGGUAUCAUCGUGUAAGAGGAAAGCGAAAGAACUUUGGGAGACAUUUAUUUGGAAGAGGAUUUUCAGUAAAUAAGAGAAGCCAAUCCAUGCCCAGGGUUUUUCCUGAAGAACAUUCAGAGCAUCUCCCAAGUUUACCAAGAGUGGAAAACCGGUUACCCCAGCUUAACCAUGGAAUCUAUGUUGAUAAGGGGACAACAGUCUUGGGUGAGUGCCAAGUUCUAGAUGGACAAAUGAUUUCCUCUCGGGUAGGGCAAAGACGAGUUCAUUUCGAACGGUCAGUUUCUGAACCAAUCGGUCCAGGCUUAUGGAACACUUCACCCAUGCAGCACGGGCACUCAGUAGAUUCUGGACACCACGGAUUCUUUAAGAGAGGAUUUAUCACAGCCAUUUCUAAUAGUUUGUCACGGCUGAUGAAUUCGAGCCAGGAUAUUAGAGAGUCUGCUGACGAGAAUGAAGAUGUGAAAGGCCCUCCCACCCACCGGAUGUCAUGUGGCCAGUCUCCCUACACGGAGAGUACCACAUGGGAAAGAAAGUACUGCAUCCUUACAGAAAGUCAACUGGUCCUACUCAACCGUGAGGACGAGAUGUCUGGAGAAAUCGCACAGGAUCUACCUCCAGAAUCCAGCAAAAGUCGCAGCCUCAGGAGAACUGUCAGCGUCCCCUCAGAGGGCCAGUUUCCAGAAUACCCCCCAGAGGGAGCUUCCAAGCUGGAGGUGCCAGCCGAGAGAUCACCUCGGAGAAGGAGUAUCUCAGGAACUAGCGCAUCUGACAAGACCACCUCCAUGGACCCUGCUAGCACCUCUCCUUUUAAAGUAUCUGGCUUCUUUAGUAAACGUCUAAAAGGCUCAAUUAAGAGGACGAAAAGCCAAUCAAAGCUGGACCGGAACACAAGCUUUCGCCUCCCAUCUUUGCGGCCUGCCGAUAGUGACAGGUCACGUGGUUUACCUAAACUGAAAGAAUCUCGUUCCCACGAGUCUUUGCUGAGCCCAGGUAGUGCUGUGGAAGCUCUGGAUUUGGGGAGUGAAGACAAAAUCCUGGUGAAGCCUCUUCACAGUAGCAUAUUGGGACAGGACUUCUGUUUUGAGGUCACCUACUCCAGUGGCAGUAAAUGUUUUAGCUGUACGUCAGCGGCCGAGAGAGAUAAGUGGAUGGAAAACCUGCGCCGAACAGUCCAGCCAAAUAAGGACAAUUGUCGCCGGGCAGAAAAUGUGCUGCGGUUGUGGAUUAUUGAGGCUAAAGACCUGGCCCCUAAAAAGAAGUACUUCUGCGAGCUUUGCCUGGACGAUACACUUUUUGCACGCACCACGAGCAAGACAAAAGCUGACAAUAUCUUCUGGGGGGAGCACUUUGAGUUUUAUGGCUUGCCUUCACUACACAACAUUACUGUGCACAUCUACAAGGAUGUAGACAAGAAGAAAAAAAAGGACAAGAACAACUAUGUAGGUCUGGUCAACAUUCCCAUGGCCAGUGUGACUGGGCGACAGUUUGUUGAGAAAUGGUACCCUGUCAGCACACCUACUGCAAAUAAAGGCAAGACUGGGGGACCUUCUAUCCGAAUUAAGUCUCGAUAUCAGACAAUCACUAUUUUACCUAUGGAACAGUACAAAGAGUUUGCAGAGUUUAUUACUAUUAAUUACACUAUGUUAUGCUCUGUGCUUGAACCAGUGAUCAGUGUCCGGAACAAAGAAGAGAUGGCCUGUGCACUUGUGCACAUUCUGCAGAGCACUGGAAGAGCCAAGGAUUUCCUAACCGAUUUGGUGAUGUCAGAGGUGGACCGCUGUGGAGAUCAUGAAGUCCUAAUCUUCAGGGAGAAUACACUAGCCACCAAAGCCAUUGAAGAGUAUUUGAAGCUGGUUGGCCAGAAAUACCUUCACGAUGCACUUGGGGAGUUUAUCAAGGCUUUGUACGAAUCUGAUGAAAACUGUGAGGUAGAUCCAAGUAAAUGUUCUUCAAGUGAACUGGCUGAACACCAGAGUAAUUUGAAGAUGUGCUGUGAGCUCGCCUUCUGUAAGAUCAUCAAUUCCUACUGUGUAUUUCCUAGGGAGCUAAAGGAGGUGUUUGCCUCUUGGAAGCAGCAAUGUAUUAACCGGGGAAAACAUAAUAUCAGUGAACGUCUAAUCAGUGCAUCUCUCUUCCUACGAUUCCUCUGCCCAUCAAUCAUGUCUCCAAGCCUCUUUGGCCUGAUGCAGGAAUAUCCUGAUGAUCGCACCUCUCGAACGUUGACACUUAUUGCCAAGGUUAUUCAGAAUCUUGCCAACUUUGCCAAGUUUGGUAACAAAGAGGAGUAUAUGGCUUUUAUGAAUGACUUCCUGGAGCAUGAGUGGGGUGGGAUGAAACGCUUCCUCCAGGAGAUCUCCAACCCAGACACCAUCUCAAACACGCCAGGGUUUGAAGGUUACAUCGACCUUGGUCGGGAACUUUCUGUCCUGCACAGCCUCCUGUGGGAAGUGGUGUCACAGCUGGAUAAGGGUGAAAAUUCCUUCCUACAGGCGACCGUGGAGAAACUGGGACCCCUCCCACGCAUCCUAACUGACAUCACCAAGUCACUGACGAAUCCCACCCCUAUCCAGCAGCAGCUUAGACGAUUCAGUGAGCACAGCUCAACCCCCAAUGUAAGUGGCAGUCUUUCAUCUGGACUUCAGAAGAUAUUUGAAGAUCCUGCUGACGGUGACUUGCUGAAGUUGAAGUCUCCCAUUAUUGACAGUACAGAUGGAUACUUCAGGGGGAAAACGCUACUUCUUGUACAGCAGGCAUCCACCCAAAGUAUGUCCUACUCUGACAAGGACGAAAGAGAAAACGUUUUGCCCAAUGGACGUAGUGUUUCAUUGAUGGACCUGCAAGACCCAAACGUUAACCAUAGUGAGCGCUCCUCUAUUGUUCAGGAGCCACCACUCCGAUUGACUGGCAGCCAGUUGUCUAUUGCACAUGUAACCACCAUUAAACAAUUACGAGAAAACCAGAGCACCCCGCAAAGUGCUCCACAAGUCAGGAGACCCUUGCAUCCAGCCUUGAGUCAGCAAAGCAGCUUGCAGCCUCUGUCAUUCCAAAAUCCCGUGUAUCACCUCAACAAUCCCCCACAAACCUUACCCAAGGCUUCUGUGGACUCUAGCCUAGAGAAUCUCAGCACUGCCAGCUCUCGAAGCCAGAGCAACAGUGAGGAGUUCAUUCUGAGCGGGCCAAGCAAUAGCAGCAUGGAGGAUUUCACUAAAAGGAGCACUCACAGUGAGGACUUCACAAGAAGGCACACCAUGCCUGACAGGCCUGUCCCUAUAGCUUUGCCACGGCAGAAUAGUACAGGUCAGGCACAGAUUCGUAAGACUGAUCAGGCUGCUCUUGGAGCUCGGGCAAAAGCCCCCCCACAAUCCUUGCCACACAGUGCCUCAAUACGCAGCACAGGGAGCAUGUCUGGCAUAUCUGCUACUUUGCUAGCAGAACCUGCACAGAACGGAAGCAGGUCCAGGCAACAAUCUACUUCUUCUCGUGAGAGUCCUGUCCCGAAGCUAAGAGCAAUCCACCGCCAGCAGACUCAGCAGGUACAGUCACCUGUGGACUCCACAACAAUGUCCCCAGUUGAAAGGACAGCUGCCUGGGUACUGAAUAAUGGCCAAUAUGAGGAUGAGGAGGAGGAGACCGUAGAUCAAAACAAGGAUGAAUCUAAACCUGCUGAGAAGUAUGAACAAGAGAUUGCCAAGUUGAAGGAGAGACUGAAAGUUUCAAGUCGCCGCCUGGAGGAAUACGAGAGACGUCUUGUGGUGCAGGAGCAGCAGAUGCAGAAGCUGUUAAUGGAAUACAAAUCUCGACUAGAGGACAGUGAAGAGAGGUUACGUCGGCAGCAGGAGGAGAAGGACAGCCAGAUGAAAAGUGUCAUCAGCAGGCUAAUCGCUGUAGAGGAGGAACUGAAGAAGGACCAUGCCGAGAUGCAGGCUGUUAUUGAUGCAAAGCAAAAGAUUAUUGAUGCGCAGGAAAAGAGGAUCAUGUCACUGGAUGCAGCCAACACGCGGCUAAUGAGUGCGCUGACGCAGGUGAAGGAGCGCUAUAGCUCACAAGUUCGCAAUGGAAUCUCGCCUACGAAUCCCACCAAGCUGUCCAUUACAGAGAACGGAGAAUUUAAGAACAGCAGUUGCUAAUCUACACCCAGGACUCUGCCACCUCUCAGACCCAAUGCUGCUAAACCAAAUGACUAGCGACACCGAACCUACAAUACUACACAGAUAUAUGGACGCACGAAACCUGACAACGCCUUUUGCGAUAUGGAUACAAACCAUGCCGCUUUGUAUAUAAAGUGAAUGCAUUUGUGCUCUGUACAGAAAUGUAACAUACCAAAUGGAAAUUAAUAAUAUGUUAGAUUUUUUUUUUUAUAUAUAAAUAUAUAUAUAAAGAGAAAAAAAACGAAAUGUUAAAAAAAAAAAAAAAAUCCAUAUUUUUUUAUUUGCCUAUCUUCCCAAUGGCAGAACUGCUAAAUAUAAAAUUGUUGAAGGAGCUGUACAUAUUGCACCAAUCUGCACGGGUUACAUUGCUAUAUAGACCGCAAGCAAUAAUGAAGUGUGAAGGAGGGUGAGCCCUCCUGCCCCCUUACUCAUUGUCUUAACCUUUAGAGUUGUAAAUGACACACAUAACUCAAGGGGUUAUAUGAAGCCUUGUAUUGCCCGGUCCUCAUAUUGGUAUUGAGUUUAGGUUACCUCUAUGGGGGAACUGCUUUGCAGUAUUUUACAGUCGUCUGUGAUAGCAAAUAGGUUAAAUAGAUAUAUAUUAUAAUAGAACACUAACAAACCGCUGCAUACUGGGGUAGAAUGCAGUGAGUGGUCUUUACAUUUCUUCUGCUUUUAGCACGAUAUCCCAACGAAACUCAGUACUUGGAAUCAUUUUAGAAUACAUGUUUAUUUUGUUGGUUUUUUUUUGUUUCUUUUUUAGUAAUGUUUUGGAGUUUACAGAUCUGUAUAUAUGUAUAUUUGGUUGUAAAAUGUAAUUAUACUGUUCACAUUUAUGAUAAAACAAUCACUGUACACUUUCAGUGGGGUGGGGUGAGAGGGGUAUAAAGGUCACUUCUUAAACACACUAUAGGGCAAUCUGAAAUCCCCCAGAUUGUUCAGGUUGUAAAUCACAUCCCUCCAAGACACCCAAGGAAGCUGGCGGGGAUGAGGGGAUGAAUGUUAUGGUUUAAGGAGCACUGAGGUCAAAAUGUAGGUGAACUAUAAUGGUGGUAACCAUUCACAACACAGUUUAGCUAGACUAACCGUUUAACUCUGCCAGAGGAAUAGAUAAACAAUGGAUCAUGGGGCUAGAGCAGGCAUAGGCAGCCUUCGGCACCGCAGAUGUUUUGGACUACACCUCCCAUGAUGCUUUUCCAGCAUUAUGGGUGUAAGAGCAUUAUGGGGGAUGUAGUCCACAACAUCUGGAGUGCCGAAGGUUGCCUAUCCCUGGGCUAGAGGAUUUAAACAGAUGCUUUUGAGAGGCUCUAUGUAUUUCUUCUUAUAUCUUGUUGUUUUAUCCAGAGGCUUAUAAGGGGACACAGUGCAUUAGACAGCUCUCCAUAGACUAAAAUAGAGAAUUGUGACCCAAUAUGGCGAUUUUUAGCGUGGAGAAAUCCAUUCAGCAUCUCCAGUGCUGGCAGUAUAUCCUGCAUACGCUAAAGCUGCGCAGCUGUGGAUUUACUUGUUUAUAUGCAUAAUGCCAACAGGCCAGGACCUGGAGGAUUCUUACAAAUUUAGUAUUUGUCCAAUUUGUUUUUUUAUUCUCAUUAUACCAAAUGGUAGAAGCAAUAACCUAUGUGGAAACAUGUUACGGCAAUCGGCUUUUGUAUAUAAAGAGCAGUUAGUGCAAGAUAUCCUCCUGUUAAAUGCCAUGGGGAGAGUUCUAGAGAACUUAUCUCAUUGCAGCUGCUAAUGACAAGUAUGUCAGCAUGAUGGGAGGAGCUGAAAGGGAAGUUGUACAUUCUUGUAGUGGAGGCUAAAAUUUUAUCUAGAAAUAAAAUCUUUUCAGGAUGCAUCAGUUCAAUUCACAUAUCUAGCAGAUACAUAUUUAUUCUUACACUAAGACCAUCAUUCUUUAUAACAUUUGCCGACUGCAAUAUCUGAUACAGCUUUCCAACCAUUAAUGUGUCAAUGCGCAUGUAUGAGUAACACCACAUAAACAGGUCCUCCAAGCAAUUCUACCCAUCCCAGAUUCAAAUCUUGUAUUAAUUUGGGGUGCCAUAGGUUAGUGCUGGAUAAAGCGGUAUUGUUCUCCAGCCUCAUUUCUGUAUUGCAAAAUACAACAGCAUAGCUUAUACGUUGCUCACUAAACAAAGAAAUGUAUCAAACUAGUUCUAUAGUAGAAACUCUGUUCAGAGUUAUUCACUGAAUCUAAAUUCAAAGAGAAUUGACAAGUAAUGCAAAUUUUUAUGCCACAAUAACAGACCGACAAUUCCCAGUUUAGUGAAUAAAACGGAGUGAUUGUACCAUUUGCUAUGCACUGUAAUUUCAUGAUGCUCUCUGUUUCUCAGCUGAAACUAUUGGUAUCGGAUGUCAGAGGGUUAAGAAUAGUGCAAGUUUACAAAUUCAGGGUAACUUUAACUGUAGAUUUCAGUGAACUUGUCCACCGAGGCACCAUGUUUUUAUGUUUUUCCUCCUGACAUUUAAACGAAUUCCAUGAUGUGAUCAUUUAUGCUGAAGACUGAGAUAUUAUCUGUACUUUGGCUUACUCUGGUCAUUUCAGACAUUAGUUAAUCUACCAUGCAACCUUCCAGUAGUUAUAUUUGAAGUCAUUUCAGUGCCAUGUUCUGAGCACUUUAAGGGUUAAUAAACAUAAUAAACACCCCAUUAUUUUUUUUUCUUUCCUAAAUUCCUCCACAUAUACCACAACUACAAUUUGAUACCAACCAUUCUUUUAAAAGGGCUAAUCUAAGAGUGUUCACGAAUUGAGACUGCUGAUUGAAUUGAAUUGAGAGAAAAUAUGUACUCAACUAAUGAGGUUUUAUUUAUUUUAUUAUUAUUUUUUUUAAUCUCUCCCUCCAUUUCUCUCCAUUCUUUAGGAAUAAUUUUGCCACUGUGACAUCCAGGGAUUUUAUGGAUUAAAAAAAAAAAAAAGUGUUUUUUUGAACCAUUAAGAAAAUUAGAUAUUUUAAUAAUGUUAAUCUACAAUAAAAUGGAAUUCUGUAUUUAAUAAA
Molecule: messenger RNA, 7394 nt
Organism: Pelobates fuscus (common spadefoot toad)
Lineage: Eukaryota; Metazoa; Chordata; Amphibia; Anura; Pelobatidae
Gene: RASAL2
Product: RAS protein activator like 2
Exons: 18
Coding region: 136-4377 (1413 amino acids)
Biological process (GO): regulation of GTPase activity
Source: RefSeq, a predicted model, not a curated record